Molecule: messenger RNA, 3428 nt
Organism: Acipenser ruthenus (sterlet)
Lineage: Eukaryota; Metazoa; Chordata; Actinopteri; Acipenseriformes; Acipenseridae
Product: beta-1,4-glucuronyltransferase 1-like
Exons: 2
Coding region: 348-1661 (437 amino acids)
Molecular function (GO): glucuronosyltransferase activity
Source: RefSeq, a predicted model, not a curated record
CGCUGUUCCAAAAAAUCUACACUUUUCAUGCAACCGAGCAGAAUGAACACUGCUGCGCGUCUCUGUUGUUUGUGUGUUAUUUCGGAGCACGGAGGACUGUGAUGGGAAUAGCGUUGCAAAGACCUGAGAAUUCAAUAACGCGAUCUGUGUGAUACUACUAAUAAUGCGAAGCCGGACUCGGUCGGGAGACAUGCUGGAUGCAGAUGCACUACUGAGGCGAGGUAUAUAAUCUAACUGCAUGCGUGAAUGAACGACUACACCACGAACACAUUUUACACACACUGGCAAAGAGCCGUCUGUCACACGCUCCCCCCCGCAGAAACAAGCAGCCGCCGCUGGAUUGGGCAAUGCAUUUCCCCAAAAAGUGCUCCGUUUUCAAAGUGGUCCUGAGCGCCCUCCUCCUUGUAGCGCUCCUUCAGCUCAUGUACCUGUCCCUGCUCUCCAAACUGCACGGCAAGCAGCAGCGGUACAAGUACUCUGAGCUCUUCGAAACCAACAGCCAGCUGAAGCGCGGCAUUUUCCAGCACCAGAAAAACACCCGCAAGGAGCGGCUCAAGUACUCCCUCUCCUCCGGUGGCAUAUUUGACCAGAGCGGGCAGUACCGCGUCUAUAAAAACAUUAUCAAAAGCGCAUUCACCGCGAACCACGAACCGAGGGACAGCUCGGACCGCACGCAGCAGUUCGCCUUGGCCACGCACACCUCCAUUAACAACCUGCAUCACCUGAACGAGCUCCUGGGCCGUUGGCGAAACGCCCUGUCCGUUGCCAUAUUCGCGCAUGCGCAAGAUGUCAAGUUCUCCACGGCGCUAAUCUUUGCCCUGAGCGAGUUUUGCCCGCAAGUCCAAGCGCUGGUUGAUUUCCAUUUGAUCUGCCACUCGGGCGAGAUCGCGAGUUUCCCCGAGCAGGACCGGGAGCAGUUUGCCGGGCUGCAGGACUGCCAGGACGUGUUCCGUAAACUGGAGAAGCACAGGGAUACAUUUCAGAACUACGCCAUGGGGCGCAACGUGUCGUACCCCAAUAACCUGCUGCGCAACGUGGCCCGGGCCGGUCUGGACGCGGACUACACCCUGGUCAUCGACAUUGACAUGCUGCCCAGCCAAAACUUGCACGACGACUUCCUGAACUUCCUCAAAAGGAGAGCUCCCCGCCCCGACGAGGUGUUCGUUGUGCCCGCUUUUGAAAUAAGGCACACCCGGAAGAUACCUGCCACCAAAACGGAGCUUCUGCAGCUCUACCAGGUGGGUGAGGUGCGACCCUUUUAUGAGGAGCUGUGCCACAAAUGCCAAGCGCCCAGCAACUACUCUAGCUGGGUGAACCUCCACAGCCCGGGCGGCGCUGACAGCACGGAGCUCCGGGUCGCCUACACGCUCAGCUGGGUCGACCCCUGGGAGCCGUUUUACAUCGGGGGCCGCUCUGUGCCGUUGUACGACGAGAGGUUCAGGCAGUACGGGUUCAACAGGAUCAGUCAGGCCUGUGAGCUUCACGUUGCUGGCUACAGCUUCUCCGUGCUGAGCAGCGCUUUCCUGGUGCACCGGGGCUUCAAAGUGUCCAGAGAGUUUCACGCCAGGAAGGACGAGGAGAACCGCCUCAACCGAGUUCUCUUCAGGCAGUUCAAGGAGGGGCUGAAACUCAAGUACCAGGACUCGACCCGGCGCUGCUGAGGGGGAUUCGGGCACCCCAAACAGGCCCCGUCUCUUCAGUCCUCUGUGUGUGUCUGUGUGGAGCAAGCAAACUGAUUAGAUUUUGUUUGCAGGGAUAAGCAGACUAAACUAAACGAAAGAGUCCCAAGUUGGGUGUGUAGUGAGGAUGAAACUGCAUAUCUAUUUGAUCAAACUUGUAAGGACUUUUCCAGUGGGCAUGCUUUUUGUGUUGCACGUUUGGUUGAUUGAUUUUUUUUUUUUUAGCGUUUCAGAAUUUAUUUUUCAGGAAAGUAAUCAGUUGCACAUUCCCAGUGACGACAGCUUUGCAUAUCCACCUUCAGUAGGGUUGAUGGGCUGAGCCACCAGCAGACUCCACUGUCUUGGAGAGCUGAGGCAGGGGUGUACUGUUAAAAUAUUGUCAUUAUACCAUCAACUCUCUCUCUCUCUCUCUCUCUCUCUCUCUCUCUCUCUCUCUCUCUCUCUCUCUCUCUCUCUCUCUCUCUCUCUCUCUCUCUCUCUCUCUCUCUCUCUCGUGUGGCAUUUGAAAAGCAACGUCCAGAGUUUCUAGCUGUGUGUUGAGUUUGGAAAGUCAUUCGAUGGCGUCUGGGGUCACCAGAUGGACUCCGUUUCCACCUCCUGCAAAAGCAUGUGUUGGGCAGUGAUGGGGGAUGUGAGUGAUGGAUUGCACUUCACCACAGUCACAAUCAGGAGACUCCUCCCAUGUGCUGUUCAAACGCGGUUCAGUGCAGUCCAGUGUCCGGCUAGUUCCUUCGUUGGAUCUUCAGUAAGUAUCUGGUUAGGGACAUCGCAGACUGACCACAUAUCUCACCAGCCGCUGUCUGUGUCGCCCCAUCAACUCUGAAACAGGAGAUCAAUUUAAAGUGGUCGUAGCGAACAACAUUAUUUGGUGCAGUUUUGAAAGAAACACAUGUUAUACCAAUUUGUAUUUAAAAAAAAAACUGGAACUACAGGAAGUUCUCAGUUUGCUUGCAAUGCCUUCCAGGAAGUCUGUUACUGCUGCACUUCCUGUGCUCAAAGCGGCUUACUGGCUGCAAAGCGUGGCAGAAAAGGAAGUCCUGAAAUGAUCCAGGAAGUGCAAGACAGUGAUCCACUGUUUUCUCUUAACAAAUCUGCAGUUUUCAGUUGAACCGGAAAACGAACCCAUUAAACAAAUCAAAGGAUGGCAUCAAAUGAGGGGUUCUUAUUGCAAGAACCCAGACGCAGUGUGUGUUGUUAUUUGUGUUAAGUUGCUUUGGCUGAGAGUUCAGGAGCUGCUCUUCAGUUCUAGUUGCCUGCCAUAGACAUUAUGUAACGCAGGGCAGGCUAGCUUCUUUAUAGCAGUGUGAGUCAGCGCCAUCUAGUGCACACCAUGUGUAUUGCCAGUAAUACAAAAGACCUUGAUCUAAAUGUAUGCAAUAGUUCUUAGCAUAUUUAAAAGUAGCUACUUAUAGCACAUGAAAUUGAGCGUUUUUCAUUGACAAGAUAGGUAAGGCACUAGUGUUUUCCGGGCUAAAUCAUUUUUUUUCAGUAUCUAAGAAAUCUCUUCAGGACCAUUAGUUUUAAUACACUGAAAACUCCACUACUGAUUCAAGUCAGCAUGUAUACAUGCAAGUAUUUUGAAAGUCCUACUCUUUUGAAAUUGAGCAAAAACUAAUUAGGAACUAAAGAUGACAUUGACCUAGAAUGACAGCCUCACCUGUGUUUAUUUAUUAUGUAUUUGUUUGUCUGUUAACUUAUUUGAGUUCAAUUAAAGUGUUGAUUAAAAAAAAUAAAACAGUUCAAACUGUG